Messenger RNA from Lytechinus pictus (painted urchin), 2015 nucleotides. RefSeq lists its product as uncharacterized. The transcript has 4 exons. The coding region runs from base 92 to 1918 and encodes 608 amino acids. The record is from RefSeq and is a predicted model, not a curated record. NCBI's taxonomy places the organism in Eukaryota, Metazoa, Echinodermata, Echinoidea, Temnopleuroida, Toxopneustidae.
UUUGGAGCUGAUCCUGUCAUCCUGAGAAGCUAUCAAUACACGGAAAGAAUUCAAAAUUGCGGGACUGGAGUGACACCCCCAAUACGCCAACAUGGAGUUGAAAGCAACUGUGAUCCUUGCUAUCCUGGCUGCACUUGCUAUGUCAGCUAAUGCACGAAGAGGUGAUCGUGGAGGUAUGGGGCCAGGGAGAGAGAGGGGAGAGGGUCGUUUCGGAGGAAGACCUGACGGAGUGCCAAUGGGAGGGCCAAGGCGAGGAGGUGGUGGAAUGAUGGAUGGAAGGAGGUUUGAUGGCCCCGGGUUGGGGCUUGGUGCCCCUCAGAGGGACCAACGAAGACAAUUUGGUGGUCCGAUGGUUGGUGGAAGAAGAUCUGACGGUCCUUUCCGUGGCUCCAGACCUGAAGGAGUUGGAAGACCUUUCUUCGGUCAAGACGGAACCAGACGUGAUGGUGGAGAAGAAGAAACCGCAGAUGCCUCCAAAGAGUCUAAAUCAAUCUUUGAUCGUUUUGGACUCGGUCCGCUUUUUAGAGGACAAUCACGAGAUCGGGGUCGUCUUCAGGAUCAAGGAGGUCAGCAUAACGACAACAGCGAAGAGGAUGGAGGUCAUCGUCACCAUCACCAUCGCUACCACCCCCACCAUCAUCACCACCGUCAUAAUCAUACUGAAGGCCAACGCCCUCACAACAAGACGGGAAAUUACCCACAUCGUCAUCACAACAAGACCGGAGACGGGGAUUGGGACGGACCAAGAUUCCAGAUGAGGCCUUUCCGGUUCUUCAAAAACUGGCCAUUUGGAAGACACAACCGAACCGAGGAAGGAUCUCACGGACAUGAUGGCCGCCGCCAUCCCUUUGGCAAGUUCCCAGGACGCUGGGGAUCACAUGAAAGCGAGGAAGAAGAGGAGGAGCAGCAGCAGCAGCAGGAGUCAACAACUAGGGAAAAUGCAACCCCAUCUUCCCCAUCGGACGUGAUAACACCAUCCUCCCAACCGGAAGUGAUUGAGAUUGCAAUCAAUGACAAUGAAAUAGAUACUAAUGUCAUCGGACAACUGUCCCAAUACGUCAACAUGGAGUUGAAAGCAACUGUGAUCCUUGCUAUCCUGGCUGCACUUGCUAUGUCAGCCAAUGCACGAAGAGAUGAUCGUGGAGGUAUGGGGACUGGGAGAGAGAGGGGAGAGGGUCGUUUCGGAGGAAGGCCUGACGGAGUGCCAAUGGGCGGGCCAAGGCGAGGAGGUGGUGGAGUGAUGGAUGGAAGGUUUGAUGGCCCCGGGUUGGGGCUUGGUGCCCCUCAGAUGGACCAACAAAGACAAUUUGGUGGUCCGAUGGGUGGUGGAAGAACAUCUGACGGUCCUUUCCGUGGCUCCAGACCUGCAGGAGUUGGAAGACCUUUUUUCGGUCAAGACGGAACCAGACGUGAUGGUGGAGAAGAAGAAACCGCAGAUGCCUCCAAAGAGUCCAAAUCAAUCUUUGAUCGUUUUGGACUCGCUCCGAUUUUUAGAGGACAAUCACGAGGUCGGGGUCGUCUUCAGGAUCAAGGAGAAGGUCAGCAUAACGACAGCAGCGAAGAGGAUGGAGGUCAUCGUCACCAUCACCAUCGCUACCACCCCCACCAUCAUCACCACCGUCAUAAUCAUACUGAAGGCCACCGCCCUCACAACAAGACGGGAGAUUACCCACAUCGUCAUCACAACAAGACAUUUGGAAGACACAACCGAACCGAGGAAGGAUCUCACGGACAUGAUGGCCGCCGCCAUCCCUUUGGCAACCGAGGACGCUGGGGAUCACAUGAAAGCGAGGAGGAAGAGGAGCAGCAGCAGCAGGAGUCAACAACUAGGGAAAAUGCAACCCCAUCUUCCCCAUCGGAAGUGAUAACACCAUCCUCCCAACCGGAAGUGAUUGAGAUUGCAAUCAAUGACAAUUAAAUAGAUACUAAUGUCAUCGGACAACUGUAAAUUGUGUUUUAAAAAUGACUGAUACUGUAAAAAUGAAGUCUUCCAUAUCUUUCCUCUAGUAUUGACU